This is a messenger RNA of Boeremia exigua, 1245 nucleotides long. RefSeq names its product RNA binding protein. Lineage: Eukaryota; Fungi; Ascomycota; Dothideomycetes; Pleosporales; Didymellaceae. The transcript has a single exon. Gene Ontology annotation, cellular component: U2-type catalytic step 1 spliceosome; U2-type catalytic step 2 spliceosome; Prp19 complex. Gene Ontology annotation, molecular function: pre-mRNA binding; U6 snRNA binding; metal ion binding. Bases 1 to 1245 code for a protein of 414 amino acids. The record is from RefSeq and is a predicted model, not a curated record.
AUGGCCGAAGUACAAUCACCACCUGCGCAAACAGCGCCGGCGCCCUCUGUCCCCGAAACAUCGCUCGAACCCUCCACAUCCGCCCCCACAUCGACAGAACUCGCGCCCAUGACGACUGAGCAGACCAUAAUCACCACCAACGCCGAAGGCAAAAAAGUCAAGAAGAUCAUCCGCCGCAAACGACGCCCAGCACGCCCCCAAGUCGAUGCCGCGACAUUCAAAACCGAAGCGCCACCGCCCACCGGCACAAUCUUCAAUAUCUGGUACAACAAAUGGUCGGGCGGCGACCGCGAAGACAAAUACCUGUCGCAGACACACGCACAAGGGCGCUGCAAUAUCGCCAAGGAUAGCGGCUACACCAAAGCCGACAAGAUGCCCGGCGCCUACUUCUGCCUUUUCUUUGCGCGCGGCAUCUGCCCCAAGGGCGUCGACUGCGAGUACCUGCACCGGCUGCCCGCCGUGACAGACAUGUUCCCGAGCAACAUUGACUGCUUCGGGCGCGACAAGCACAGCGACUACCGCGACGACAUGGGCGGCGUCGGCUCGUUCCAGCGCCAGAACCGCACACUGUACAUUGGGCGCGUGCACGUCACCGACGACAUCGAGGAGAUUGUCGCCCGCCACUUCCAGGAAUGGGGCCAGGUCGAGCGCACGCGUGUCUUGACGGCGCGCGGCGUCGCGUUCGUGACGUACAUGAACGAGGCGAACAGCCAGUUUGCCAAGGAGGCUAUGGCGCAUCAGAGUCUGGACCACGAUGAGAUCCUGAAUGUGCGCUGGGCGACGGUCGAUCCGAAUCCUGCGGCUGCGAAGCGCGAGGCGCACAGAAUCGAGGAGCAGGCUGCGGAAGCGAUUCGCAAGGCGCUACCGGCAGCCUACGUCGCCGAGAUCGAGGGCCGAGACCCGGAGCAGAAGAAGCGGCGGAAGGUGGAGGGGAGCUUUGGACUGCAGGGGUACGAUGCUCCAGAUGACAUUUGGUACGCCAAGGAGAAGGGCGACUGGGAGCAAGCACGGCAAUUAGAGUCUGGAGGCACUGAAAACAGGAAGAUGAUAGAGGCUGGCGAUGAUGAAGAUGAGGAGUACGGAGCUCUUAUGCCACAGCAGAAUGCGCAGGUCGGAGGAAACGGCAUAUUGUCCGGCUCAACGCUCGCAGCGCUGAAGGGAUAUACGGCGACUUCAUCGAAUAAAAGGCCAGCACCGGCAGGCCCUCUGUUGGCUGGGUAUGGCAGCGACGAUGACAGCGAUUAG